UCCAGGCGGCGAGUUGCAUUCUGUGGCCGGUGUGUGGGGAACUGUACUUCAGUCUACCCGUCUCCGACGCCAAGGGCGUCAUGAACCGCGAGACCUUCGCGGCGGGCGAGCGGCUGGUGUCACCGGCUUACGUGCGGCAGGGCUGUGAGGCCCGCCACUCGCACGAGCACCUCAUACGGCUGCUUCUGGAGAAGGGCAAGUGUCCAGAAGAUGGUUGGGAUGAAAGUACUCUUGAACUCUUUUUACAUGAGCUUGCUGUCAUGGAUAGCAACAAUUUCUUGGGCAAUUGUGGUGUGGGAGAAAGGGAAGGGAGAGUGGCAUCUGCGUUAGUUGCUCGUCGUCAUUACAGGCUCAUUCAUGGGAUUGGACGAUCGGGGGAUAUUUCUGCUGUGCAACCAAAAGCUGCAGGCUCUAGCCUUUUGAACAAGAUUACUAAUUCUUUGGUCCUGGACAUCAUAAAGUUGGCUGGUGUGCACACAGUGGCCAGUUGCUUUGUAGUUCCUAUGGCAACUGGUAUGAGUCUAACUCUGUGUUUCUUAACAUUACGACACAGAAGACCAAAGGCAAAGUAUAUCAUAUGGCCACGAAUAGACCAGAAAUCCUGUUUUAAAUCCAUGAUCACCGCAGGUUUUGAGCCGGUGGUGAUAGAAAACGUGUUGGAGGGUGAUGAGCUGCGCACAGACCUGAAAGCCGUGGAGGCUAAAGUCCAGGAACUUGGGCCUGAUAAUGUUCUGUGUGUUCAUUCUACUACAUCCUGUUUUGCUCCAAGGGUGCCUGAUAGAUUAGAAGAGCUGGCUGUGAUUUGUGCUAAUUAUGACAUUCCACAUAUAGUCAACAAUGCCUAUGGAGUGCAGUCUUCAAAGUGCAUGCAUCUUAUUCAGCAGGGUGCUCGGGUUGGUAGAAUAGAUGCUUUCGUUCAGAGCUUGGACAAGAAUUUUAUGGUCCCAGUAGGUGGCGCUAUAAUUGCUGGCUUUAAUGAUACCUUCAUACAGGAAAUCAGCAAGAUGUAUCCAGGAAGAGCUUCAGCUUCACCUUCUUUAGAUGUCCUUAUUACUUUGUUAUCACUUGGAUCAAAUGGCUAUAAGAGGCUGUUAAAAGAAAGAAAGGAAAUGUUUUCAUAUUUGUCCAGUCAACUAAAGAAGUUGUCAGAAGCCUACAGUGAAAGAUUAUUGCAGACACCUCACAAUCCCAUUUCGUUAGCUGUGACACUUAAGACACUAGAUGAACACCAGGAUAGAGCUGUCACUCAGCUUGGCUCAAUGCUUUUUACCAGACAGGUUUCUGGAGCCAGGGUUGUGCCUCUUGGGUCUGUGCAAACUGUGAGUGGCUACACUUUCAGUGGCUUUAUGUCCCAUACAGAUAAUUACCCUUGUGCUUACCUCAAUGCUGCAGCAGCCAUCGGAAUGAAGAUACAGGAUGUGGACUUGUUCAUAAAAAGACUUGACAGAUGUUUAAAGACACUAAGGAAAGAAGGAAAGAAGGACAGCGAUGUAUCUGUAGUUGACAAUUAUGACAAAACUAAAGAUGUGGAUAUUGAAGAAAUGGCUUUAAAACUAGAUAAUGUACUUCUUGAUACGUAUCAGGAUACUUCUUCAUGAUGUGUGAGAUGUUUCUUUUUGAUAAUUUGAAAGAAAUAGUAUGGCUACAGUACAUAAAGGCAGUUUAAAGAAAGGAACUGAAAUUUUUGAAUUGAGAAUUUUAUAGAGAAUAUUCAGUUGAGGACUAGACUGUGGUCUGAGUUAGCUCUUGAUGGUUGCUGUUUUUUAUUUUUAGACUGCCUCAAUCUUUUUGAUUCUUGACAGGUUAAAAUAUGCAAUUAGCAUUUUUCUAAUUGUUAGAAUAUUUGUCAAUUAAGCAUCAUGGUUCAGAUAAUUCAUAGAAAUAUAAUCACUGUAAAAUCACCUCUAAUUCUCUUUGAAACUUAGAGUGCUUCUUCCUAACCAUUCUCCAGUAUUCACAAAUCACUUAUAUUUCUGAUCAUACAGAAUCUCUAAUGCUGCUGUUAUUGAACCUUCCCUCAGGUGUCACAGCGUGCCUGUAAGAGACCUUAUCAAAGGAGCAGAGGCAAGACGUAAACUUCCAUUUAGAUGCCAGAGCAGCGGUUCUCAACUGGGGAUGAUUUGCUUAUAUCUAAGCAAUGUUUAGGGACAUUUUUGGUUGUUGCAGCUGGUGGGAUAUUAUUGACAUUUGGUGGGAGAGGCCAUGGGUGCUGCUCAGCAUCCUGUAAUGAAUGCAUCAAUUCCUGGAACAGAAUUUACCAGUCUAAGAUGUCAGUGAUGCUGAAGUUGAGACACAAUACUCUGAAAUCCAUGAAAUCCUCAAAUGUAGAGGAGUUUUCCAUAACAACCUUAGUUAUGCAGUAGUUACAGUCAUGUGCUGCAUGACGACAGCAAGGGACUACAUGUUAGAUAGUAGUUCCAUAAGAUUUUAUUACCUAGUGACAUCAUAUCCAUUUGGGUUUUUUUUUUUGGUGGUACUGAGGAUUGAGCCCAGAGGCACUUUUCCACUGAGCUACAUCCCCAGUCCUUUUCAUUUUUAAUUUUGAAACGGGUUCACUAAAUUGUUGGAGAUGGCCCUGAACUUGUGGUCCUCCUGCCUCAGCCUCCUGAGUCACUGGGAUUACAAGAGUAUUCCACCAAACCCACAGCCAUCUUGGUUUGUGUAACUAUUACUUUCAUGUUCACUUAACAGCUCCACUAAUGAUCUCAGACCACAUCUCCAUCAUUAAGCAACACAUGACUGUCCUCCAAGAAGCUAGCUCUAGAAAUUUUAUCAACUAUACUGCAUAGAGAACCUUAAGUGAUAACUAGGGUAACGAGUUCUAAACAUGUCAUUAUAAAUUGUUCUUUAUGGAACUUGCACAUUUUUCCAUUUGGGCAAGUGAAAACUUUAUUUCACUUGCUGUUUUUGCUUUAAACAAACUUGUAUAUUGAUUAGUUUGCUCAGGUGUGUGCUCAGCCACCAUCAAGAUUGGCUAACCAAGGGUAUUUUGUAACAUAUUUUUGCUAGGGAGGUAAAAGUUAUGUUGUAUGAUAAAUGGAUGUAUUACUCUUUUCUGUGCCCAUAUGCUCAUAUUCUGAGUCUAAAAUUCCAGGUUUAUUGACUUAACAAUGAUUUUUAUUAAUUUUAAGAAAUUGACUAAUGUCUCAAAGCCUAAGGAGUUGAUGAAGCCUCUGAAUACACUACCUUGCCAAGGCCAUGUUUCCCAAAACCUGUUCUGUGAAGCAUUUUUUUCAAUUGAGAGAUGCUGGGGAGUGGUGUGUAUGGGGGGACGUGGAGGGGGGAAGGUCCUGUAGACAAAUAAUUUGGGAAACACUUUUGUAGACCUGCUCAUGGCAUAUUGAAAGCUCUAGAAAACUCCUUUAGUAAAGAUUAAUUCAGUUUGACUAUGUCCUAAUCCAAAGAGAAACCUGUUUUUAAAGUAAGAUACUACUUAUUAACAUCCCCUUCAGCAUACAUUCAAACUACAGUGGGAGACACUGUGUUGACUCACAGGUUGUAGUUUUCCUGAUUUGGUGAUGUCAACUGUUCGAGAAAGUUUCCUGGUAUGUUGGUGAUGUGUGCAUUAUCUUAGAUCCUUUUAAACACGAACUUGGGCAGAGGCCACUCCCUUUAAUGUCUAAGUCAGAAUGCUUCAGACACUGGUUUGAUAGCCUUAAAAGUCAAAACUGGGUUUAGAUGAAAUACUUAGCUCAUAUAAAUAUUAUAAAGGUUAUUUUAAAAUCUAUAAUAUUUGGGGGUUUCACGCAUUUCAAUUACAAGAACUCAUUCCAAAGGAGUAAAUACUGGGUUGCAAAGUUACAUAAUGUUUUCUGUGUGAAUUUGGGACUAAAUUGUAGAACCAACAAAGAUGAACCAGGCACAAACCAACCCUUGGAGUCCGAGAUGGGACCAGAGCGAUGCUGCAGAUGUAAGUGCUGGCAGUGCAGCGUGCCCUGCGUGUGAGCCAAAACUGCUUUGUAGAGCGAGUGAUCUAUACCGUGUGGUCAUCAUUUAGAUUAAGAAAGGCCAGAGUCAAGGGUCGAGCACAUCUCUUCAUCUGCAGUGCAUCAGCAGUUCUUGGGCUUCAGCUGCUGAAUAGAUAAUAACUAAUUAAAGGUAAAUUACAUGAACCCACGGGUGAGUGAUAGAUACGCUAAAACAUUUUGUUCCUGAUGCACAAAAUCAACUGUAAUUUUUACUGUAACCGCCCCCUCCCUUGUCAAGUGUUUUUGAAAUUCCAGGUCUGGUCCAGCUGACUUCACAUGGACCCUGAGGUCACAGAACUCACCAAGUGUUUGAAGGGAUGAUGUUGCUUCUGUCUCUUCAGGCUUCCUUUGCCCCCACCCCAGGGUCAUCUUCCUCCCUCUCCCAUUUCUACCUACAUAAAAGUCUUAAAAAGUGUAUACAUAACUUUCUAUAAAUUGCUAGCCUCAUAAUCUGUUACCUUGAACUGUGUCAGGGCCAAUAGGGAAGAAUUUUCUAUCUCCUGUCUUUGUGGUCCCUUAUUAACAAGGCCAUCAGAUUAAAAUUUGGGAGUUGGGGUUUUAAAGUCACUGAGCUGUAUUGGAGGAGUCUGCCCAGAAAAGAAAAUGGAAUAACAUGAACUCUUGUUUUGGUCACUUACAGAGCAGGGAGAGGGGCUUUAAAUCAUGCUCUUACUUUGGCUCUCGAUCCUUUGCAGAUGAGUCUUUCUAUAAGGGGAUGAUAUGUGAUUCUAGCCUCAGGAACCCCAUGUUCAACUAUAAAUCUUCCUAUUUAGCUUUUUGUGUUAGUUGAAUUAAGUUGCAGGAUAUGAAUUAUUGAAUGCAAUUCUGUUUAGCCAAUAGGCACUUGAUGAACAGAAUGGUAAAUAUAAAUUAAAUUCUAAUUUACAUAAUUCUGCAGUGGUUCUCUUUAACAACUCAUAAUAAGAACUGUCAUUGAGACCCGAGCUUAGAUGUGCUUUUAUUUUUAGACUAUGCCUGUGGUUUCCAUAGAUUUUAGUGAAAUUUAAAUUAAACAAAGGUGUUUUUGUUGCCGCUGUUGUUUUACUGGUGAUGUUGCUUUAAUAAUGAAUUAGCUCAUUCUGAGAGUUAAAUUCUGUGUCCCUUCAUAAUCAACAAUUGAAAACAAUAGCAACAGCAAUAAAAAAAAAUCCACGAAUCUCUUAUACUCAAGAGAAGUUUUUGGAAUACACACACAUUUUGCUGCACAUAAAAAUUGGAUUUACUUUUCCCACUAACUUGUUCUAAUUUCUGCCAAGCUCUCACGUGGUUUUGUUAUGUUUUACAUUCAUGAGCCUGAGGUUAUUUUUGCAAUUUUAGAAAAAUCCAGUUUUGAAUUCAUUAGAAAUUAUUUCAGACCUCCGAAAAGUUUGAUGAUAAGAAUUGAUUGAAUAUGUUGUUACAGGUUUUUUUUUGUUGUUGUUAUUGUUUGUUUGUUUGUUUGUUUUUUAAGAGUCCCUGCAGCAGUCUUCCCUUUGUCAGGUUGCUUUGUGACUCCUGUGGUCUAGUCUAGUCCAGGGUCUGACUUACCUACUUUGUCCUCUUGUGCCUUGCUUUUUACUUUCAUUCUGUCCAUUAUGUACAGUGUAAGAUGGUGAGUCGAGGGCUAAUGAAUGCCUUUGUCACUUUCCACCUCAUAUUCUACAUUUCAAACUGAGGCCUUCAGCAGAACUUGGAAAUGUUCUUCUGUUGUGUCAGGUGCUGUCAACAUGGGCUUCUGGAGCAGUGUGAGGAAAGGUGAUGUUCCACUGUACAACUGGGAGCAGUUUUAGCCAUGAGAAUGUGAAGCUGAUGUCAGCCUGCUAACUGUAUGUCUUAUAAAAGGGAAGAAAAUGUUUCCUGGGAUAUUUUUGGUGUAGACUGUUUAAAUAUAAAAUUGAAUUGUAUAAUUUAUUACAUGAAAUUAAUUUUUAAUAAACACUAAUAGUACCUCA
Messenger RNA from Marmota monax (woodchuck), 5899 nucleotides. RefSeq names its product Sep (O-phosphoserine) tRNA:Sec (selenocysteine) tRNA synthase (gene Sepsecs). NCBI's taxonomy places the organism in Eukaryota, Metazoa, Chordata, Mammalia, Rodentia, Sciuridae. The record is from RefSeq and is a predicted model, not a curated record. The transcript is spliced from 11 exons. Gene Ontology annotation, molecular function: O-phosphoseryl-tRNA(Sec) selenium transferase activity; tRNA binding. Gene Ontology annotation, biological process: conversion of seryl-tRNAsec to selenocys-tRNAsec; selenocysteine incorporation. Bases 81 to 1598 code for a protein of 505 amino acids.